Cyprinus carpio (common carp) is the source of this 1451-nucleotide messenger RNA. RefSeq names its product translocase of inner mitochondrial membrane 17 homolog A (yeast). Gene Ontology annotation, biological process: protein import into mitochondrial matrix. Gene Ontology annotation, cellular component: mitochondrial inner membrane; TIM23 mitochondrial import inner membrane translocase complex. The record is from RefSeq and is a predicted model, not a curated record. Gene Ontology annotation, molecular function: transmembrane protein transporter activity. NCBI's taxonomy places the organism in Eukaryota, Metazoa, Chordata, Actinopteri, Cypriniformes, Cyprinidae.
CACUAGAGGGUCCUCUACACAACGAUCACAAAGAAAGAGACAGCAAAAGAUCACGCGAAUAACCUGACGUCACCCGCAGCAACAGCACGUGUCUGAUUACGUCAGUGCGAACAGGAAAAGAACAAAAUGGAGGAGUACGCGAGGGAGCCAUGCCCCUGGAGGAUCGUGGACGACUGUGGGGGCGCCUUCACCAUGGGGGCCAUCGGUGGAGGGAUCUUUCAGGCCGUCAAAGGCUUUAGAAACUCUCCUUCUGGAAUGAAUCACAGAAUGAGGGGUAGCUUGACAGCCAUAAGGACCAGAGCUCCACAGCUAGGAGGAAGCUUUGCUGUGUGGGGUGGCCUCUUCUCCAUGAUUGAUUGUGGACUGGUGAAGGUGAGGGGCAAAGAAGACCCCUGGAACUCAAUCACAAGUGGAGCCAUGACAGGAGCCAUUUUAGCAGCAAGAAAUGGGCCCGUGGCCAUGGUUGGCUCUGCUGCAAUGGGAGGUAUACUGCUUGCAUUAAUAGAGGGUGCAGGAAUUCUGCUCACAAGGUUCGCCUCAGCGCAAUUCCCAACUGGCCCACAGUAUGCAGAAGAACCUGCUCCCAUGCCUGCUUCAUCAUUCGGAGACUAUAGACAGUACCAAUGAGAAGCCCUUUAAAACUCAAGGCCUUUUCUUAUUCCAUGAACUCAUCUAAGACACUGAAGUUACAGUGUGGACCUCAUCCAUCAACCGAGCAUGCCAGUAACCACGAAUGACUGUGACGAAGGGAAUAUGAAGGGCAAACACUAUUGUUCCUGUCAUUGCUUUUGUUUUCAGUAUGCCAUUUGCUAUUCUCAGCUUUUGUGUGUCACUCUCUAUUUAAGUCAAACUCAGUUCUGUGUUUUCAUCCACGUUCUUUGUUUUUGUUUUCCUGUUUUGUCAUUUUGUUGCCAGCACAGCUGGAAAUGUUUGCAAAAUCAAAAGAUAAACAAAUUAAGUCAUGCUAUAAUUAUAAAUUAGAGCCCCAAUCAAUUGGCUGUAUAAAAUGUGUGUGAGUGAGUGAGUGAAUGUUAAUACUAUUUUGUGUGUGUGUGUGUGUGUGCGCAUAAGAGUUUAAUACAUGCCUGUGCACUGAUUGUUUUCCUUAAUGUGUAAACUUUCUCAUGGGCCUCAACAAGAUCGUAUAUACAUAUUGGAGAUUUUUAUUAACUGUUCCAUGCCAAACCUUCUCUUUCAGAAUAUAUUCCUUCACGUUUUACUUUUUGAAGCUAUUUAUUUUCUAGAAGUAAAACUUCAUUGUUUCAAGAUGUUAUGCUGUAUAAUUUCUCUAGAAUGUUAGGAGUUUUGAUUACAAAGGAUGCAUCAGAAAAAAAAAAAGGUUUAUAAAUGGACAGAAUUAUUAGUCUCUUCUAAUGGAUAUAUGAGCCAAAUUAGGCUGAGAAACAAAGUAAAUAAAUUAGUUACUACUGUGGUGGUCUUUGUGUGAAAAA